This is a messenger RNA of Phyllotreta striolata, 899 nucleotides long. NCBI's taxonomy places the organism in Eukaryota, Metazoa, Arthropoda, Insecta, Coleoptera, Chrysomelidae. The record is from the annotation of a GenBank genome assembly.
AAAAUGGCCUUCGAUUUGAAAAAAAAAGUUGCUGUUAUUACUGGCGGUGCGUCUGGCAUCGGAUUGUGCUACGCAAAAGCCCUUUUAACCAAUGGAGUUCAGGCGGUUACGCUAGCUGAUGUAAACCCAGAAUACGGCAAUAAAGCCAUCAGAGAAAUCGACAAUGAAUUCGGUAUCAACAGAGCUAUUUUCGUCCAAUGUGAUGUCAGGAACAUUGAAGAUUUGGAACGAGUAUUUUAUAAAACGGUAGAAAAAUUCAAAUUCGUUGACAUCCUCAUCAACAACGCUGGUAUUUUGAACGAUGCCAUUUGGGAAAAUCAAAUCGCCAUCAAUGUUAACGGUACCGUCAACGGAAUACUCGUGGCCAUGGACAAGUUCUUCCCUAAGUACAAGCAAAGCGGCGAAGGAGUCAUCGUCAACAUCGCUUCGAUCACUGGCAUCGACUUCCACCCUCACGUUCCCAUCUACUCCGGCACGAAGUCGGCUGUAGUGGGAUUCACGAAGUCCUGGGGCGUUCGCGAAAUAUACGACCAGAAGAAAACCAGGUUCGUGGCGGUGGCGCCGGGCGUUACUCUCACCCCGCUGAUCUUGGACAUCCACGGCAGGAAUUUGGGGCCCGUUUACGAGCAGUAUUUGCGAGAGAAAUUAGAUAACGGGAUGUAUCCUACGCAGGAGCCAGAGCACGUGGCGAAUGAAUUGGUAAAGGUGGUCAAACACGCCGAAAACGGUAGCGUUUGGGUCGUGGAAGGCGGCGAACCGGCCUUCGAAUACAUCCCGGUCGAUCCGCGAUUGCAGAGAAAGAAGAACGUUUUGAAAAUUAAAUGAGUUGAAUUAAAUUCAUUCAUUUGAUUCCUGAAUAAAUAGAAAGGUUGUAAUUUUUAGGCCACCCCUUGCGAACC